AUGGAUAAACUCACUACAAAGGUUAUGAUACGCGAGGAGGAUGUUACUGUUAAGUGUAACUGCAACAAGUUUGAGCAGUUUGGAUUGUUGUGCAGUCGCAUUUUUUGUGUGUUACGGAUUCUUGAUGUAAGGGAGUUUCCGAAACAAUAUAUAUUGAGGCGUUGGACGCGUGAAGCUAUUCCAAAUAGUUCCCCCAGGUCCAUUCUUACGGAUGGUGGAGAUCCAGAUCGUAGUGAGGAGGUUAACCGUUGUGUUCGUGAGAUUAGUCACGCAACUGAGUAUGUUGUGAACAAGUUGAUUUCAAAAUUUGAUCAGUUAUGUAAUUUUCGUUAUCAUAUCAAGCAGUUUAUGUCAGUCGCUGAUGAAGCUCAGAUAAAUGCACCUCCUAAGACACGACGUAAUCGAUUUGCUAAACUGCUGGGAGUUUCUCCAGAGAGCACGACCACUAUCCGUGUUCCAGUUGGUACCAGGUUCAAGGGUUGUGGUUCUCAUAAACGCCUCAAAUCUCAAAAGGAGCGAGCCAUAAGUCAGUCUGGAAGUGCUUCGCGGAAUGCUGAACGUAAUGACGCUACAAUUGGUGAAGGUGACGAUGAUACAGUUGUUGAAGGUGAUGGUGAUGGUCCUGGAUCAAAUUUUGCUGAUGAUGUGUUUUACACAUCUGGAAAUGAUGCAGAUAUAGAUGAUGAAGACAUGGUAGAGUAA
This is a messenger RNA of Helianthus annuus (common sunflower), 702 nucleotides long. RefSeq lists its product as uncharacterized. Lineage: Eukaryota; Viridiplantae; Streptophyta; Magnoliopsida; Asterales; Asteraceae. Bases 1 to 702 code for a protein of 233 amino acids. The record is from RefSeq and is a predicted model, not a curated record. The transcript is spliced from 3 exons.